GGGUUGAUACAAAAUUGAAAUUCACUCUUGAACCAUCUUUAGGUCAAAAUGGUUUUCAGCAGUGGCAUGAUGCGCUCAAAGCAGUGGCCAGAUUGCCAACAGGCAUACCAAAAGAAUGGCGGAGAAAGGUUUGGCUGACCCUAGCAGAUCAGUACUUGCACAGCAUAGCCAUUGACUGGGAUAAAACCAUGCGUUUCACGUUCAAUGAAAGAAGUAAUCCUGAUGAUGACUCUAUGGGCAUCCAGAUAGUAAAGGACCUUCACCGAACCGGUUGCAGUUCUUACUGUGGCCAGGAGGCAGAGCAAGAUCGAGUGGUCUUAAAACGUGUUUUGCUGGCUUAUGCCCGGUGGAAUAAAUCUGUUGGCUAUUGUCAAGGAUUUAACAUACUUGCUGCACUUAUUCUGGAAGUAAUGGAGGGCGAUGAAGGAGAUGCUCUGAAAAUCAUGAUUUACCUAAUUGAUAAGGUACUUCCUGAUAGCUAUUUUGUGAAUAAUCUCCGCGCGCUCUCUGUGGAUAUGGCUGUUUUCCGAGAUCUUUUACGAAUGAAGCUUCCUGAACUGUCUCAGCACUUAGACACCCUGCAAAGAGCUGCUAACAGGGAAAGCGGAGGAGGCUACGAACCCCCACUUACAAAUGUCUUCACAAUGCAGUGGUUUCUGACCCUCUUUGCCACUUGUCUGCCUAACCAUACAGUUCUAAAGAUCUGGGAUUCAGUAUUCUUUGAAGGCUCUGAAAUUAUUCUGAGAGUAGCUCUGGCUAUCUGGGCAAAGCUAGGAGAGCAAAUAGAGUGUUGUGAAACUGCAGAUGAGUUUUACAGUACCAUGGGCAAGCUGACCCAGGAGAUGCUGGAAGACAGUCUGAUUGACAGCAAUGAACUCAUGCAGACUGUUUAUACCAUGGCUCAGUUUCCCUUCCCACAACUGGCAGAAUUGAGGGAGAAAUACACGUACAACAUCACUCCUUUCCCUGCAGCAGUAAAAUCAACUUCAUUUUCAGGAAGACUCGGCAGGACCAGAGACAGUGAUGAGGAGAAUGACCUCGAUGAUGAAGAUUCAAUUGCGAAUGCAAUUGGCUGUCUUGGACCAUUAAGUGGUUUUUUGGCACCAGAGCUCCAAAAGUACCAAAAGCAGAUGAAAGACCAGAAUGAAGAACAAAGUCUGGGUUCCAGUAACAUUGCAGAAUUAAGUCCAGGAGCAAUAGACUCUUGCCGGAGCGAGUACCAUGCUGCCUUUAACAGCAUGAUGAUGGAGCGUAUGACCACUGAUAUUAAUGCACUGAAAAAGCAGUAUUCCAGGAUAAAGAAGAAGCAGCAACAGCAGGUUCACCAUGUGUAUAUCAGACCAGGAUCUGAAGAUGAUGACCCUGGGAUUUUUUUAGGUCCUAGGGACCAGCUGAACAAUGACAAAGGGCCAGUUACCAGCAUCCUCCCUUCUCAGGUAAACCAUUCCCCGGUGAUAAACCACCUCCUUUUAGGAAAGAAGAUGAAGUUGAAUAACAGGUCUCUCAAAAAUGCUGUUAUUCACAUCCCAAGUCAUGCUCCAGGGAAGAUGUCUCCCAUUCCCCAAGAAGAUCUUAAAACAAAACUGAACUCUCCGUGGCGCACUCACAUCCGAGUUCAUCGGAAGAAUAUUGCUAGGGCCAAAGGCCAGCUGGGCUAUGGGGACACCAUAGGCCUAAUAGAUGAGCAGAGCGAGAGCUGUAAAACAAAUAGUCCUGGUGCAAAGGAGGAGACUUCCACACAUUCUGACUUUGGAGAAAGAGAAGGAGGUGGUUUGGAUGACAGGACUCCUCCAAAAGCUGAUUGGCAGCCGUCUGAGCCAGCCUCUACGGACAGCAGUACAAACAUGUCAGUGGUUCAGCUAAAACUGGAAGCGCUGGACCUCACCUCAGAUAACAAAACUGAUGCUGAGUCAACAUCCCAUCAGUCCAACCAGCCACGUUUAUCAGAGUCCUCCAGUUCAUCCAGUGACAGUGGAAGCCUGGCUAAAUCUCCCCAGCUGGGGAACCCAAAGCCGCAAGUCUUCAAUCCUUUUCCCAGUGUUAAGCCUCUCCGAAAGUCAGCUACAGCCAGGAAUUUAGGGCUGUAUGGCCCCACUGAAAGAACGCCAACUGUACACUUCCCACAGAUGAGCAGAAGUUUCAGUAAGUCUGCCAGUGGCAACAGUGGGACCAGGAAACGAUGAUGUACUUACCUGGCACUUUCUAUUUCCGACAGCAACAAAAAAUUUUCUUUUCUUUUUUUUCCUUUUUUAAUGUGUGCGUGUGUAUGUGUGUCCUGAAGCAUUUCUAAUCUUUAAGUAAUGGGGCAAAAGUGGUUACCAGAUGUACAAAUACGUGUUUUUGAAAAUUGUGCUCCCGUGUUGUUAUGGGAUAGAUUAGUGAAGAUGCAAUUUGGCGCCCUAUUUUCGAUUCUGAUGGUUCUGUGGUAAAAUAAACAUUGAUUUGCAGUGUGAA
This is a messenger RNA of Mesitornis unicolor (brown roatelo), 2454 nucleotides long. It is a transcript of the gene TBC1D30, whose product is annotated as TBC1 domain family, member 30. Gene Ontology annotation, cellular component: endoplasmic reticulum. The record is from RefSeq and is a predicted model, not a curated record. Lineage: Eukaryota; Metazoa; Chordata; Aves; Mesitornithiformes; Mesitornithidae. The annotation marks the transcript as partial. The transcript is spliced from 12 exons.